UCAAUUGAGAGCCUUUGGUGAACUACACAACACUGGUUCCAACCCAAAUGAAGUUUGCAGAUUAAUAGUUUCACAACGUUUGGAAACCCAAAAGAAAAACAAAAACUUGUAGAAUUGAAUGAACGUAGCGAAAAAAGGAUAUUCAACAGUUGUGUAUUGCAUGUCAGUACAAAGUUUUGCGGCUUGGGUUGUGCAAGUUAUACCUAGUAGGAGUAGGUGCGGUGGCAUUCGCCAAAUCUGCUGCCACUGUUAGAUUAGAGUAAAGGAAUUCGAAAGGCAGCCACAUCACUUGCGAAAUGUCUGAACGCUUGAAAGAAAAGGAUCUGCCGCGUUUUAGUGGUGCACUGCGGGCAAAUACCGAUUUGGAAGCUAAACUACCAGUCGCUCUUGACACCGAGGAAGAAGAUUCAAAACGCCAAGAAAGAAAUUCGUUUUUGAAAACGCAAGGUGAAAAAGAACAAACCAUUGCAGAGGUAUUGAAGCAAAUACCGCCAGAUAGGCAAGAUCAGGCGAAAAUACAUUUGCAAAAGUUAAGGAAUUUGGUGCAAGAAUGCAUGGGUUAUGACGAACAGCCCAAGGUGGUUGAACAUGCCACCUUGUUUCUUUUUUGGUUAAUGUUGGAUCAGAAAGUCAUUACUGUGGCGGCCACCAUGCGUAUACGUAGCAUAUUUGGCACCAUAUUCGGCAACAGGCUGGCCAUAAUACACCAAACAGUAAGAUCUAUACGUGAACUAUUAGAAGAUUACGAGGUGGAGGAGUUAAAGGAUUGGAACAAGGGCAAGGGUAAAGCAAGGAAGGGUCAAAUGCUUUGGGGUGACCACAUAAAAGUGCAAUUCCAGAAUCUUCCACUGGAAGAACUGAGUAAUCUUAUGAAUUUAGCACCUAAUACGGGAAAUAAAAAUGCGGCAUCUCUGGGCUUUUCCAUGCAGUGGAAUCAAAUGGAGCCUUCAAACUCCAAAUAUCACAAAGUUGUGGAAACCUUUUUGGAAAUGUCACAAAAGGAAGAACAAUCACAUUACAUUAUAAGCCUCACCGAGCUAUUGAAUUCCAAAAAGUCGAAUAUUGAGCUGCAAAAUGACCUCAUUGAGUUGUUGGGUUUUGAUCAUUUUGACUUGGUGCAACAGGUGUUGAAGGAUCGCAAUAAAAUUGCUACGCAACUGCAGGAGUUGGAGCAGGAAGAAAAACGCAACAAACGUACGAAGCAGUUGCAGCAAAAACAACACACCAACAAGAUGUCCAACGGAACGGUAAUGCGUCCCACAGUUGCCUCACAAGUGGUUGUGCAGUCGGCCCUGGAAAAAGAGCUUAGUAAACAAACUCGUCGUGAGGAGAAAAAAAUGCAACGUCUAAUACAAAGUUUGGGUCGUUCUGACAAUGAGGAAAACGAUCAGGCGCAAGCUCUUAAUCCCAUGCAAUUACGCCUACAACAACAAAAACGUUUGUUGGAAGUGGCCCAACAUCAACCGCUCUUGAAGAGUACACAGGAUAUGAAAGAUUUUCGUUCGACCUUGCCACCGCAAGUACGUUAUCCCUAUGUUUUCGAUAGUCAAUUGGAGGCCAAACAACAUGCCGGCUUUAUCGGUGGCAAUCGUAUAUCGUUGCCUGACAAUGCGGAACGCACAGACAAUCGACAAUAUGAAGAGGUUAAAAUACCCGCAACCGAACCGCCACCAUUAAGUGUGGGCAACAAUCGUAUAAACAUUUCGGACUUAGAUGAGAUUGGUCAAAUGGCUUUUGCCAAUUGCAAACAACUCAAUCGCAUACAAUCGGUGGUCUAUCCUGUGGCCUAUCACAGCAAUGAAAAUAUGUUGGUUUGCGCCCCAACUGGUGCGGGUAAAACAAAUGUCGCCAUGCUAACAAUUGUGCAUACCAUACGUCAACAUUUGGAGAAUGGUAUAAUCAAUCGUGAUCAAUUUAAAAUUGUCUAUAUUGCACCAAUGAAAGCUUUAGCCUCCGAAAUGGUGGAUAAUUUUUCCAAACGUCUGAAAGAAUUGAACAUUGUGGUCAGAGAGUUGACGGGUGAUAUGCAAUUGACCAAAACGGAAAUGCAGCAAACACAGAUUUUGGUUACCACGCCAGAGAAAUGGGAUGUUGUGACAAGGAAAGGUGCCGGGGAUGUUGCUCUUAUUAGCCUUGUUAAACUGUUGAUUAUUGAUGAAGUACAUUUGUUGCAUGGCGAACGUGGUCCCGUUGUUGAGGCCCUUGUUGCCCGUACACUACGUUUGGUUGAAUCCUCACAAAGUAUGAUACGUAUUGUCGGUCUCUCUGCCACCUUACCCAAUUAUAUCGAUGUCUCCAAUUUCCUACGUGUCAAUCCGAUGAAGGGUCUCUUCUAUUUCGACGGUCGUUUUCGUCCAGUGCCUUUGGAUACGGCAUUUAUUGGUGUGAAGGCGGUGAAACCAUUACAGCAAUUGGCCGAUAUGGAUCAAAUAUGUUAUCAAAAAUGUUUGGAACAAGUACAACAGGGUCAUCAGGUUAUGGUCUUUGUGCAUGCACGUAAUGCCACGGUACGCACAGCGACAACUUUAAGAGAAUUGGCGCAGCAAAAUAAAACCAGUGCUGUAUUUUUGCCGGAUACAACGAGCAACAAUUAUGGUUUGGCCCAAAGAGCAAUACAAAAAUCGAGAAAUAAGCAAUUGGUGGAAUUGUUUGCAGCCGGGUUUGCAAUGCAUCAUGCCGGUAUGUUGAGGACAGAUCGUCAAUUGGUUGAGAAAUAUUUUGGAGAAGGUCAUAUCAAGGUGUUGGUUUGUACUGCCACCUUGGCCUGGGGUGUUAAUUUGCCGGCUCAUGCUGUCAUCAUUAAGGGUACCGAUAUCUAUGAUUCUAAACACGGCUCAUUUGUGGAUUUGGGUAUAUUGGAUGUAUUGCAAAUAUUUGGUCGUGCUGGUCGUCCACAGUUUGACAAGAGCGGCUUGGGUACCAUCAUUACCACCUAUGACAAAUUGAACCACUAUCUAUCCCUGUUGACCAAUCAAUUCCCCAUUGAAUCGAAUUUUGUACAAUUUUUGGCCGACAAUCUAAACGCCGAAAUAACCCUUGGCACCAUCUCGAAUGUUGAGGAAGCUGUCGAAUGGCUAAGUUAUACUUAUCUGUUUGUGCGCAUGCGUAUCAAUCCCCAUGUCUAUGGCAUUGAAUAUGCCGAAGUUUUACAAGAUCCCCUGUUGGAGACAAAGCGCCGGGCACUUAUCAUGGGUGCUGCCAUGAGUUUGGACAAAGCCCGAAUGAUUCGUUUCAAUCAGAGAACAAUGGAUUUCAAUGUAACCGAUUUGGGUCGCACAGCAUCACAUUUCUAUAUCAAAUACGAUACAGUGGAAAUAUUCAAUGAACUGUUGAAACCCUUCAUGUCGGAGGCCGAAAUCUUUGCCAUGAUUUCGCAAGCCCAAGAAUUCCAACAGCUUAAGGUGCGCGAUGAUGAAAUGGAAGAACUGGAUGAGCUACGUCACAACUACUGCAAAGUCAAGGCAUUUGGUGGCAGUGAAAAUGUCUGCGGCAAAGUGAAUAUUCUAAUGCAAACCUACCUCUCGCAUGGCUAUGUGAAAUCGUUUUCUCUGGUCUCCGACAUGUCUUAUAUUGUACAGAAUAUUGUACGUAUUUGUCGUGCCUUGUUCUCCAUUGUGCUGCGUAACAAUAAUGCCAUUCUGUCGGGUCGUAUGCUUCAAAUUUGUAAAAUGUUCGAGAAACAGCAGUGGGACUUUGAAACGCCCAUGCGUCAAUUUGGUAAUUUAAAUGCGGAAACAAUUGACAAAUUGGAAAGUCGUGGCAUAAGUUUGUAUACACUGCGUGAAAUGGAGCAGAAUGAAUUGAAGGAAAUCCUACGUAAUCCCCGAAAUGCCGAACAGGUGUUGCGUGCCGCAAGGGAACUGCCAAUGCUUGAUAUUGAGGCAACACUGCAGCCCAUUACACGUACAGUGUUGCGCAUUAAAAUCGAUAUCUGGGCAAAUUUCAAUUGGAAUGAUCGUGUUCAUGGCAAAGUUAGUGAGAGUUUUUGGCUGUGGAUUGAGGAUCCGGAAACGAAUUUCAUCUAUCAUUCGGAAUUGUUUCAGGCAACUCGCAAAUUUGUUUACGGCGGUAAACCUCAACAGCUGGUCAUGACUAUACCAUUGAAGGAGCCACUGCCGCCACAAUAUUAUAUACGUGUUGCCAGCGACACAUGGCUGGGCAGUAAUGCCUGGACAGCAAUGACAUUCAAACAUCUUGUUCUGCCCGAACAUCAUCCACCAUUGACAGAGCUCUUGCCAUUAAAUCCACUGCCAGUUAGUUGUUUACAAAAUCCUUUGUAUGAAUCCCUCUACAACUUCUCCCAUUUCAAUCCAAUACAAACACAAAUAUUCCAUUGUCUGUAUCACACCAACAAUAAUGUGUUGUUGGGUGCACCGACGGGUUCGGGUAAAACCAUUGUUGCCGAAAUUGCCAUGUUUCGUGCCUUUAAUAUGUCACCCAAGGCGAAGGUUGUGUACAUAGCUCCCCUAAAAGCUUUAGUCAAGGAACGCAUCAGUGAUUGGAAGAAACGUUUCGAGGCUGGUCCUCUGCGGAAAAAAGUGGUCGAACUUACCGGUGAUACAACGCCCGAUAUACAGGCUAUCCGGGAAUCUCAGGUUAUUGUUACAACCCCAGAAAAAUGGGAUGGUAUCAGUCGUUCGUGGCAGACAAGAGAAUAUGUUCAGGAUGUUGUGCUAAUUGUUAUCGAUGAAAUUCAUUUGUUGGGUGAAGAUCGUGGUCCGGUCAUUGAAGUUAUUGUCUCACGUACAAAUUUCAUUACAUCGCAUACGGGACGUAAUAUACGUAUUGUGGGCCUGUCAACGGCAUUGGCAAAUGCUCAGGAUUUGGCCAAUUGGUUGGGCAUCAAACAAAUGGGCCUGUAUAAUUUUAAACCAUCUGUGCGCCCGGUUCCUUUGCAGGUGCACAUUAAUGGAUUUUCAGGAAAACACUAUUGUCCACGUAUGGCCACCAUGAAUCGUCCCACAUUCCAGGCAAUACGUUCCUACUCGCCAACCGAUCCGGCCAUUGUUUUUGUCUCGUCUCGACGACAAACACGUCUGACUGCCUUAGAUUUAAUCACAUUUGUGGCGGGUGAUGAAAAUCCCAAGCAAUUCCUCAACAUGGAAGAGUAUGAAAUGCAACAAAUUCUACAGGACAUUAAGGACUCGAAUUUGAAAUUCUGUUUGGCCUUUGGCAUUGGUUUGCAUCAUGCCGGUUUGCAGGAACAAGAUCGCAAGACGGUUGAGGAGCUGUUUCUCAAUCGUAAAAUCCAGGUUCUCAUUGCCACAGCAACACUGGCCUGGGGUGUUAAUUUGCCAGCUCACUUGGUUGUCAUCAAGGGCACGGAAUACUUUGAUGGCAAGGUAAAGAAAUACGUUGAUAUGCCCAUAACAGAUGUCCUACAAAUGAUGGGUCGUGCCGGUCGGCCUCAGUUCGAUAAUGAAGGCGUGGCCGUGGUAUUGGUUCACGAUGUCAAGAAAAACUUUUACAAAAAGUUCCUCUACGAUCCAUUCCCAGUGGAGUCAAGUCUGCUCGAGGUAUUGCCGGAGCACAUUAAUGCAGAAAUUGUUGCAGGCACCGUACAAACGAAACAGGCUGCCUUGGAUUAUUUGACAUGGACUUUCUUCUUCAGAAGAUUGUUACGAAAUCCCACAUACUACAAUUUAGAAGGUCUGGAACCCAGUCAAGUCAACACCUUCCUAUCUUCGUUGGUGGAAAAGGUCAUUUAUGAAUUGGAGGCAGCCGCCUGUGUAAUGCAAAACGAACAUUUGUUGCUGCCAACAUUUUUGGGACGCAUUGCUUCAUUUUACUAUUUGUCGUAUCGCACAAUGAAACAUUUCCUAGAUGAUUUGGAACCGCAAAUGUCGACAUCGGAUAUUUUGCUUGCCAUAGCUGAUUCCUAUGAAUUUGAUCAACAGCCUGUACGUCAUAAUGAAGAUAAAUACAAUGAAGAAAUGGCCGAUGUUGUUCGCUAUCGUCCACGUUCGCCCACAUGGGAUUCUCCCUACACCAAAACGUUCCUGUUACUUCAAGCUCAUUUCUCACGAUUGUCACUGCCUAAUUCCGAUUAUUUAACAGAUACCAAGUCGGCUUUAGAUAAUGCAACGCGUGUUAUGCAGGCCAUGGUCGAUUAUACAGCCGAACGUGGAUGGCUUUCACCUUCUCUAAAAAUUCAACAGAUUAUGCAAAGUGUAAUACAGGCCAGAUGGUUCGAUGAAAGUGAAUUCCUAACACUGCCGCAUGUUAACAAUGCCAAUGUUCAUUUGUUCUACAAUAUUUCCCAUAAUUAUGAGUAUCUGACACUGCCGGUUCUGAAAGACAUUUGUCGAAAUGAUUAUGAAAAGUUGGCCGGGCCGCUAAGAGAUAUGUUUGAAGAACCAGAAAUCGAGCAGAUCUAUAGGGUUAUACAGGAUUUACCGGAGAUUGCUGUUAACAUUUAUGUGCAGGGUCGUAAUUACGAACAAGAAGAGUCAAUGCGACCCGUGAGUACAGAUCCCAAAUCGAAUGUCUGGACCGAAAUACAUCCAAAUGAGGACUAUGUUCUUUGCAUUGACAUGGAACGUUUGAAUGCCAAGCGCCAAUUCAACACUGCAAUACAUUGUCCGAAAUAUCCAAAGGGUAAGAAGGAGGCUUGGUUUAUGACACUGGGCUCUCAGGGCAACGACGAAUUGCUGGCCAUGAAACGCAUAAAUAUGCGUGGUCUAAAAUCCUCCAAUCGCAUAACCUUCCAAUGUCCCCCGCGCCGUGGACGUUUGUUGUUAACACUCUAUUUAAUGUCGGAUUGCUUGAUAGGAUUCGAUCAACAAUUCGACCUACAAUUUGAGGUUGUCGAUCCGAAACAAGUAUAGAGGCGGGGUUUUGUUGCCGAAAAGUAAAUAAAUUUCAUCUCUAAAAGACUUGACAGCUUUAAAAGUAUUGAAUGUAUAAAGUUAAUCUAACCUUAACAAGGAACGUAAUAUAUUGACCUUACAGUAGCUAGAUCUUGUGAAAACGGAACCACGUUCUAAAGAAGAAUUAAAAAACUAAAAGAAAUUAAACAAAUAGUUAAAGCUUGUUUUUUUAUUAUAAAUUCUUAUUAUAUAACUAUAUAAUUAAUAAUAUAAUCGUAUAUACAUAAGCAUAUACUUUUUAUAUUUAUAUUUGAUACAUAUAGAAUUAUAUUAGUCUAUUGCAUUUUGUGUGUUGAAAAUUCGUAAAAACAAAUUAGAAGAAAGUAAUAAAUACAAAUGGAUUUUUAAAAUUCAA
Molecule: messenger RNA, 7224 nt
Organism: Musca domestica (house fly)
Lineage: Eukaryota; Metazoa; Arthropoda; Insecta; Diptera; Muscidae
Gene: obe
Product: activating signal cointegrator 1 complex subunit 3
Exons: 9
Coding region: 297-6827 (2176 amino acids)
Molecular function (GO): ATP binding; nucleic acid binding; ATP hydrolysis activity
Source: RefSeq, a predicted model, not a curated record